Molecule: messenger RNA, 5481 nt
Organism: Acanthochromis polyacanthus (spiny chromis)
Lineage: Eukaryota; Metazoa; Chordata; Actinopteri; Pomacentridae
Gene: kcnj12b
Product: potassium inwardly rectifying channel subfamily J member 12b
Exons: 2
Coding region: 797-2077 (426 amino acids)
Biological process (GO): regulation of monoatomic ion transmembrane transport; potassium ion import across plasma membrane
Cellular component (GO): plasma membrane
Molecular function (GO): inward rectifier potassium channel activity
Source: RefSeq, a predicted model, not a curated record
GAUCAGCUGACCAUGGACGCUUUGAAGGGGAAGAGCAUGUAGUCUCCAAAUGCCAAGUCUCUACAGUGACACCGUGAAAGGGAGGGGGAGGACUAGAGCUGAGCAGUGAGCAAUAGUUCACUAGAUGUGGGAUACAGAGUGGGAUCUGCAGCAGAACGAGAUCAGAUAGCAGUUAUACUAAGAAAGUGUGAGACACGUGGAAGAGGAGAGACUGUCGACUUCCCAUGACUCUAAAAUAACCUGUGAGGAAUUGAUUUUUUGAUUGGAAUGGACCCAACAGGCCGCGUGAACCCUAUAUUCAUUUAAUUUGGGAUAGCUGUGAUCAAGUUGUUGUGCUAUUCUGAGGGUCAAAAUUAUGACUUCAGAUCUUCACUGAAGUCAUUUUGUAAUUUCUGAUCUAUUUCUGAUGAUCUGGAUUUCAGUUGAGCACUGACUCUGGAAUACAUACGAGUGACUGUAGUGCUCUGCUCAAUUAGCAGAGAAAGAGAUGCAUUAUAAUCUGGAGUCAGAGACAUGAAGAUACUCUGUGGUCAUUCACUUUUCUGUUUCAAGAGGAUAGUGGGAUUCUACUCUUAACAGAAGAAAACAGGUGAAGGAAGCCUGAGGAGAAACAUGCAGCAGUUUGGCUAAGAAACUGGGAGAAAAGGAAAGUUGGAAAUCAACUUUUAUUGGAGACAGUUGCACUCAAGAAUCUACAAUCUGUGCUGGACAGAGUUGAGCACUUGGUGUGAACCUGGUCAGUUUUAUAUGAGCCGGGCUGAUCGUGUGAAGCCCUGUGGCUGCGUCCCACUGAGGCAUGAGUGUGGGAAGAGCCCACCACCACACUUUCUUGUCCUGUGAAGAAGAAGGCCUCCGACUCAGCACCAUGCCGGCUGUAGGCAGCUUUGGAAAUGGCAAGAUCCACACAAGACGUAAAUACCACAGCCGGUUUGUCAGCAAGACCGGCCAGUGCAACGUCCACUUCUCAAACAUGGACGAGAAAUCGCAGCGGUACAUUUCUGAUAUUUUCACAACUUGUGUGGACAUCCGCUGGCGAUACAUGUUCCUGCUGUUCAGCCUGGCAUUUGUGGUGUCCUGGCUGACAUUUGGUUUGGCCUACUGGGUCAUCGGCCUUAUGCAUGGUGACAUGGACCAUCCUGCAGGAGACGACAGUUUUGUUCCUUGUGUCACGCAGGUUAACACUUUUGUGGCAGCUUUCCUGUUCUCCAUCGAGACCCAGACAACCAUCGGGUAUGGAGCUCGCUGUGUCACGGAGGAAUGUCCAGCAGCUGUCUUCAUGGUGGUCUUUCAGUCCAUCAUGGGCUGCAUCAUCGAUGCCUUUAUGAUUGGUGCCAUCAUGGCCAAGAUGGCGAGACCCAAAAAGCGAGCAGAGACGCUACUGUUCAGCCACAAUGCAGUGAUUGCUUUGCGUGACGGGAAGCUGUGCCUCAUGUUCAGGGUUGCUAAUCUGAGGAAAAGCCACAUUGUGGAGGCUCAUGUGCGAGCUCAGCUGGUGAAGCCUCGCUACACAGAGGAAGGCGAGUAUAUCCCCCUGGAUCAGAUUGACAUGAAUGUGGGCUACGACAAAGGCACUGAUCGCCUGUUUCUGGUUGCACCCCUCACUGUCAUACACGAGAUUGAUGAAGAAAGUCCACUUUUCGGCAUCAGCAAGCAAGAUCUGGAAACAUCCGACUUUGAGAUAGUAAUAAUACUUGAAGGGCUGGUGGAGGCCACAGCCAUGACGACACAAGCUCGCAGCUCUUACUUGGCUUCUGAGGUCUUGUGGGGUCACCGCUUUGAGCCCGUCAUCUUCGAGGAGAAGAGCCAGUAUAGGAUAGAUUACGCCUACUUUCACAAGACAUUUGAAGUCCCGUCCACCCCAAGAUGCAGUGCAAAGGACAUGGAGGAGAGAAAAUUCCCAACAUCUGGCGCCAACUCCUUCUGCUACGAGAACGAGUUGGCCUUCAUCAGCAGGGACGAGGAGGAUGAGGGAGACAUGGAGAAAGAGGAGGACAGGAAAGGUUCGUCUGAGUUAGGGAACAAACUGACUGCUCCUGGACAUGAUCAGACACCCUCCCGUAGAGAAUCAGCCAUUUAACCUGUUUAGUUGUGUUUGGAUCCAUAGGAGCGUUGUGUGGAGAGCCCUGUGACUGUCACUGACAUGAGGACACCACUGAAAAGAUUUACUGCUGAGCACCAGCAGAACUGACCUCCAGCAUACAAACAAGAGUGAAACUCAUUGUACUUUUCAUGGGAGGAACUUGUUUUCUUUCCUGAGAUGGUUAUUGAGCUUUAUCAAAUGCAAACAGAACUGUCAUGUUUAUCAUAGUAAUAAAGUGCAUGACAAUAGCAUAGUUUUGUAUAAACAUUUUGAGAAUUGUUUGAUGAUUGUAGAUGCUGUUCCUCAAAUAUAUGAUUUACAAACUAUGUGUGCAGUGAAACUGAUGGAAAACCUGAAGACUAUUUCUCCAUCUGGUAGAAAUCGAUUUAGAUCAAAAGUGGAUUUUCAUCUUAAUGAUAUAACUUGUGAACAUCAGGACUCUAAAUAUUCAACAUUAUACAGUGUCAGUGGAUGACUUGGUUAGUUUGCACACAACUAAUUUACUUACAGUUUGGCCUGCACAUUGCUAUGGGAAACACCUGACAAAGUAGAGUUUUUCAUCACAAAAAGGGAAAGACACACCUGAUGAUACAUCAUAUGGAUGUUUUGCAUAGUACGAGAUCAAAGUAUUCUCCUCAACCUUUCAUUUCGCCCAGUGAUGUUUACCAGUAACUUUGAGAGAAUCCGAAUCAAAUGACUGGUUUGUUCACUUUCCACAUACAAAGUGCAGUUUGUUUUGUUGCUGGAGGAAGACUUGUCAUCUGGAACUCCUUGGUUUCAGGUGGUGGUACAUAAUAGGAGGGUUACUAUUUCUAGUUUUGCGUUGGUUGAAAAGUCAGUGUCCCGUUGAUUUUAAAAGGACUGAAGCUGACUCAUUCCAAAACAAGAAAGGUGUCCGAACAUCAUACUUCGUGCUUAGUGACUGACAAAGGCAACAACAAACAGGUCCAAGUCAAAAAGCUUACAGAUCCAUGUGGAAAACUUGGAACUAAAGAAAUUGCACUUAUCAGUGAAGCUUUACUGACAAGCUAAAAGGAAGCUUCCAAUCAUUACUGCAUUUUCCCCUUUAACACUGCAAGAAACAGAACUAAAUACACAACCUUAAGUCAUAUUUUCUGGGGUUAUUGGAGAGAAACGAACCAAAAUGUAAUAAACUGAAGAUCACAGCUGCUAAUAUUAGUCCACACAUACAAUAUAGUACCAUCCAGUAGUGGCAUCCCCACAGUGAGGAAAUACUCCACUCAAAAUAAUGUAAUUGGAAAUACUGCUGACCUUGGAACUAAUCUGGAGUAGGAUUGUCGCAAUCAUGAACUCUUAUCUAGCAAUGGCGUUAACAAUUAAAUUCUCUUGUUCUGUUAUUUUUUUGCCUUUAUUAGUCUUAGAUGAGUGAUAUUUGCAUCUUUUAAACCGUCCUUUUGUUACAAAUCUGAUAAAUCCUCUAAGUUGUUGGGCUCUCCUUUCUCGUUUUCCUUGUAUUUGUAACAAAAUCAAUGGCAUUAAAGGCCAAAAUAAUUUUCACUUUGCUGUUUUUUAAUUGAUCUAACAGAAAACUAGACUCCUGUACCUCCUCUAACUGACAUGCAGUAGGCCAAAUAUAACAAAUUAAGCACCUUAAGUUUAAUAUUUGGUGUCAUUUAACCACAGCAGAAGAAAGGGACACAAACUAUGGAAAACAAAAAGGAAACUGCGACUGAAACGUGACAUUUCUGUUAGUUUUAUCCAACUGUUUUCCUACAGGUGAAUGAAACCAAGUAUAACAAUUAUGCAAAAUGAACACAGUCUUACUUGUUUUGCUUUACUUUGGCACAUUACAGUCUUCAGAUAGAAUGAAUAGAACAGAAAUACUUUUUUGAUACCUAGGUAGAAAUUCUGUUGCUACAGUCGCAAGCAGAAAGAGUCCAGUGACUACCACCCCCACCAGAAAGGAAAACAUUUUAUAUAAUAUCAAAGUAAUAGAAAAAUAUAGUAAAAUACAAAAUGUACAAUAAAGUGUAAAAUACACUAUGAAAUUAAAAAAUGCACUAAAUUGAAAAAUGCACCAUAAAAUGUCAAAUGCCACCAAUGAAAAUAUACAGUGAAUGAGGAAAUUAAACAGAAGCAAAAAUGCAGAUUAACAUGUGGACAAAUCUGUUGAUCAAAUCCACUGAAUCUGCUAUAAUUAGACAAUCCAAGGCAGGUUGAGCAAAAAAAUUUCCUCUAAGGUGCAAUAAAAUGUGUGUUCCCAAAGAAAAAUAUAAAUUAAGUUGCACAUCCUUAUAAAUCCACUAUCAAAAUCAAAGAACUAGCACAUCAAGUUCAACCCUUCCUGUGACUUAAAGAUAUAAAAACACCGUGAGGACGAGAAACUCCAACUGUAACAUCCCACAUACUGUAAUCAAAGACUUGACACAUAAUUUCUGGAGAGGCCCCACAGGCAGAAGAAAUUUCUAAUUAAAGACAUCUGAAAGGAAACCUUGUCACAUAGCGACCCAGGACAGACAGAGUGGAGUAGUACUGUGUCACGUUUGCUCUGUAUCGAGUUAAAAGGCCGAAUCCAUAAACUACUGACCAAAAGGGAAACCCUGACAAGACAGCACUGCCUGAGGAGACACUGUACAUGUCUUAGAGGGAUUUGAAUUAAUAUGAGGACACUUUAGUCGUGAUUCUUGAAUGUUUUAGAUGUUUAUUGGAUAUAUUUUGUAAUCUUUUAGACAAAAUUUGAUAUUUUUGUGACAAUAAGAUUGAAAAUUUUCUAGAUCGGAUCAGGUUUUAUCCCAUGAUUUAACAGGAAAACAUGCAGAAGAUGAGGAAGCAUGAGUUGAAAAAAGUGGGAAAUAUCUCAUUAUUAAAUGUCAGUUCGGAGAUAAGAAAUCAUACCUUGAAGUGAAUUCAUGUUUUUAAAUCAGAAAAACAGCUUCAACAGAAAACCCUGAAUGGCCGAACGUAAAUCUGACCUGUUCAUAAUAAAUUCUGUUUGGCAGAAUCACCAACUUCCAAAUAAAAACCUUGAAUAAAUGCACUUUAUUGACAAAAUGUGGUUUUAGUACCAGUUUAUGUUGCUUUUCUAUAUUCCUGCGGCGUCAUUGUCAUCUUUCACUGCCUUUUUUUGUUCUUUUAUUGUUAAUAAAUGAAGAUACCAGGCCAGACUGUGUAACUGAUCCCAGGUGAGAUGAAUCCAUUUUUCCCUCCACAUUUAUCAACCUAAGAAUUUUCAUGUGGGUUAACUUAUACACCUGACUGCCAUUUCAGCAGACUUCAACACAUUUGUAUUUAUAUAUUGCUGACUUGUGCGAAAACAUGGGAAUGGGCUCGCUCUGGAAAACAAAUGGUGGUUCCUCUGCCGUUUGCACAAAGAGCCGGGUCAAGGUUGAACCAUUUAUACAUUUGUCAGGCUGAUAUUGUAAAUAAAUGAGUUCUUUCUC